Rotaria socialis is the source of this 1473-nucleotide messenger RNA. Lineage: Eukaryota; Metazoa; Rotifera; Eurotatoria; Philodinida; Philodinidae. The record is from the annotation of a GenBank genome assembly.
AUGGAAGAUAUCAAUGAUCGUAUCGAUACGCAACAUCGUUUUUAUGAUGCAGAUAGAGAACCAGGUAUUAUGAUGGCUCCGGUAGAGGGAUACAAUGACAAACCUUUAGUUCCACUUGAAGAAGCAGUCGCACCGUUUAUUCUGCGCAUGCCUACUAUUCUAGCUAAAGUGGAACAGUGCAAACAAUAUGCUGCGGAUUAUCAUGACAAUAAUCUUUCAAUUGAUGAAUUAGCUGCAAUUAAACUUUACACAUUGGAAUGGAGCCCAUAUCAAGAUUCGCUUUACUACAUUCUUAAUACAAUACUACGAACGGAAGAUCGUACAGCUUUGAAACCAUGGUUUCUAUAUUUGAAACUUAUUCUUACAGGACUAGCCCGUCUUCCAACGAAUCAACAUCGAGUUUAUCGUGGAGUUACAUUAGUCAACGAUGACCAGUAUCGACAAGGAAAUACAAUUGUUUGGUGGGGUUUUUCAUCAUGUUCAACAAAAAGAAAUGUUUCGGAACAUGAAAUUUUUUUAAAUGAAACUGGUGAGAAAACACUUUUCAUUAUUGAUUGUACUACGGGACGAGACAUUAGUCAAUAUUCAAUUUUUCAACAAGAAAAAGAAAUAUUACUUUUGCCGGCAACUACAUUACAAGUUAUUCGAACCUAUCGUGACACACAGACGUUUUCUAAUAUCAUUCAUUUACACGAAAUUAAAUCUCCAUAUACACUUUUAGAACCUAUACUGCUAGAAACAAAAAUGUUAAAUCCGGUAAAAAAAAGAAUGCUUAACAUUUUACGAACAUUCUUGAAACAAACGCAAACAGAUACAAGAACAAAACUUGAUCAAGAAAUCGAUCGAUUCAGAGAUCGUGAACAUGCAUGUAUACGUAGAGAACGUUUUACUGAUGAUGAAAUAGAAACUGUUGUUAAUGAAGUCAUUAUGAAAAAACAAUGUCAAACACUGUUUUUAAGAGGAGAUGAAAUUACACCGCAAGGUGCAAUAACGAUUGGCAAAUCGUUAGAAAAUAAUAUUACUUUAUCUCAAUUAUUUCUAACAGAUAUUCAAAUUGGUGAUGUUGGUGCUGAAGCUCUUGCAAGAUCCCUUGCAAAUGGAGCUAAUUCAAGUUUAAAAGAACUUUCCCUUAAUAACAAUGGUAUUACAGACGAUGGUGCCGAACAAUUAGCAAACAUGUUAAAACAUAAUAGAUCAUUAAUUAAAGUGUGGAUAAUAAAAAAUUGUAUCAAAGAUCGAGGUAUACAAUCGUUGGCCAGAGACGUGACCAAUAACAAUACGCUUCAGCUACUUUCGCUUAUAUGGAAUCAAUUCAAAACAAGUGAAACAGUCAAUGUAAUUAUUCAAAUGCUUGAAAUUAAUCAAACAUUGACACGAUUUGAAGUCAAUGGGCAGAGUCUAUCGUCACGCGAUUUAAAAAGGCUUAAGGACUUUGUGAGAACAAGCGGAUGCAUUGGAUUAACCAUACAUUAA